AAGCUGAGCUGUUCCUGAAAAGAGAUGAAGAUGCUGCUUUUGGCUCUGAUUCUGCUCACACUGCCUGGUGUUGUCACUCAGUACAGCGGUUACAGUGUGAAAUAUCCCAAUAAUCUGAUCUGUGCUAUGAGAGGAUUCAGUGUCUCCAUUCUCUGUAGUUAUUCUUAUACAAAAUCAAAUCCCAACAUUCAGUUGACACAAAAGCUUUGGUGCUCAAUGAACUCAAACACAGAUUUGUGUGUGAAGCCUCCGUAUGUUUAUGACAGUUCAUCAAACACAAAGUCAGACUUUGAGUACGUUGGAGACGACGAAUCAAACUGCACUUUAUUAAUCCACAAUCUACAGUUCAGUUAUUCCGGAGAGUACAGAUUCAGAUUUAUCACUAAUGGGACCGGUGGCAGAUACACAGGUGAUCCUGGAGUGACUCUACAAGUGACAGAUUUAAAGGUGUCACUAAUCAGGCUCAGUGGAAACGGGACCCUUAAACAAGGAGACUCGUUAAAUCUGACGUGUGAUGUGACAUGCACACACAGUUCCUCACAGUUCAUGUGGUCUAAGAACAACGAGCUCUUACCUGAAUCAGGACCCGUUCUUCACUUUCCUGCUCUAACCGUGAGGGAUUCUGGGAAUUACACCUGCACUUGGAAAGCCAACGAGGCCUCAGGAUCUGAAACGAUCAGCCUUCACGUCGAGGGUGAAAAUCCUGAUCAGUGGUUAAUCUGGAUCAUUGUCUCGGUGUCAGUUGGAGUGAUUUUCAUCGUCUCCGUCAUCUUAGUGAUUUACAUCAGGAGAUGUGAGGAGCUGAAGGAGGACAAUUCAGACAUCUACACCACAGUACAGUACAGUACAUUCACCAUCAACUGAUCACACUUUCACACCUCACUUACUUCAUCCCAGACUUCGGUGUGUGUGUGUGAUAAUAAAAUCCUGAGCGAUAGGGUGGUAUGAUAAAGCAGAGUUACUGUUAUCACCCUGAAGUUUAUUAUUUUCCUAAUAAUAAACUCCCACUUCCCACGUGUGUUUUAUUCCUCUUACACCACAACAAUUUUCCCAUUUUUAUUGUAUUAAACAACGACACAUUACACUCUGUAUAUUAAUCUGUAUUUAAUGUUGUGGAACAUCUGCAAAAUGAGUUUGUUCCUGUUAUGAAUUAUGUUACAGCAGCAAUAAACAGUUGUUCCCUCACCAGCUUCUCGGAUUAAAAAAAAAAACCCCGCAGCUUGUUGUGUUACCGUGAAACACGGUAAUAGAUAAAUAACUCCUCAUAGAAAACUUCACCAUAUCAACAAGUUUAUUAGUCGGGUUAUGCCCCGUAAAUGAGCUGUUACUAUAGCAACGAUAACAGAGUAGACCGAGAGCAUUAAUAUAAACCUGUGCUACUGUCAGAGCUGCUGUUAUAGAGAAUUAAUCAACACCUUCUGACCAGUCAGAGUCCAGAACUCAGCAGGGUUGUAAGGGUGUAAGGUUGGUUGGCUUAGAAACAAAGUGAUACUGAUACUGAGCUGCAGGUUUAUGAUAUGAUAUGAUAUGAUAUGAAAUGAUAUAUGUUUAUGAUAUAUGUACAACAACAGUAAUUAACUAUGGAAACUAGAGUCACUUGUGGAGGAGUGAUGCCACAGAAAAGCAUUCACCCGAUUGUCCAGAGCAGAGUUAUUAAAGUUCUGAAAUUUUCAAGUUUUUAUUUUUAUUUAGUCUUUCAAUUAAUUUUUUUUUUAAAUUUCAGUUUAGUUCUAGUUGGUUUAACAAGUGCAUAAGUGAUAUUAGCUUUAUUUUAAUUUUGAGGAAUUGACUCAUUUUUGAGCCCUGUGAUGACCUGGCGACUUGUCCAGGGUGUACCCCGCCUUUCGCCCGUAGUCAGCUGGGAUAGGCUCCAGCUCGCCUGCGACCCUGUAGAACAGGAUAAAGCGGCUACAGAUAAUGAGAUGAGAUGACUCAUUUUUGUAUUACUUUUAGUUUUACAGCAUGAAGCACAGCAAGCUGCCUCUUCUUCUUCUUCUUCUUCUUCGGAGUUUUACGGCAGCCUGCAGUACAUUACUGCCACCUACUGGAACUAGUCUAUUACUGUCUCAAGGGGACAUAGAUAGAUAGAUAGAUAGAUAGAUAGAUAGAUAGAUAGAUAGAUAGAUAGAUAGAUAGAUAGAUAGAUAGAACUUUAUUGUCAUUCACCUGUACAUUCAGAAUGCAAAUUUGAAUGAAAUUUCAUUCCACUGGCUUACGUCAAUAUAACUGCCGCAUAAAUAUUGCAUAUAAUCCAGUAACCAAAAAAUAUAAAAUUUACAAGGAGAUACUUAAAAAUACUUAAAUAAAAUAAUAUUCUAUAUAAUAUGAAGCUCAUUUUAGCUCGUGUUGCUUUGUUCAUUGUAGUUGUUAUUUAGUUUUUAGAUUUUUAUUUCAGUCAGCAACAGGUUGGAAUCUCGAUCUUGCCAGGAAGGGACGACUAUAAUUAUCAUCCUGCUGGAUGUCCAGCAUUUUCCUGUACAUUCGUAAGAUAAACCUUUCUAAAAAAUGUCUGAGUGAUACAGGUUGCAGUUCCUUUUUUCUCUCUUGACGUAACAAUGAAAAGACAGAUGUGUUUCUUCAGAGAGGAAGUGUUUCUCAAGUUGCAGUAAAUUCUGUUGUUUCUCAAAGAUGUUUAAAUCUGACACUGAGACCAUGUUCCUUUCUCUUGAUUUCCUCACUUUAGUUAUGAACAAAGCAGAACUGAAGUUACUGAUUGUUGCAGAUUUAAGAACAUCAUUGUCAUGAUGCACAAAAAGCACACUGUAUAAGAUUUAUGAAAGAUACUGUGCAGAUUGGGACACGAAAAAAAUUAACAACAAAUUUACAUGAAUAACAAU
Messenger RNA from Neoarius graeffei (lesser salmon catfish), 2837 nucleotides. RefSeq lists its product as uncharacterized. The record is from RefSeq and is a predicted model, not a curated record. NCBI's taxonomy places the organism in Eukaryota, Metazoa, Chordata, Actinopteri, Siluriformes, Ariidae. Bases 25 to 864 code for a protein of 279 amino acids. The transcript has 5 exons.